Molecule: messenger RNA, 2022 nt
Organism: Cadophora gregata
Lineage: Eukaryota; Fungi; Ascomycota; Leotiomycetes; Helotiales; Ploettnerulaceae
Exons: 2
Coding region: 306-1253 (315 amino acids)
Biological process (GO): mycotoxin biosynthetic process
Source: RefSeq, a predicted model, not a curated record
UGGUAGUGGGGCAUCUGGAGCCCGAGGCUGGCCAAUGUCAACACAAGUGUCUUAGUGCUGCAUUAGCGAUAAGCUUGUCUCAACUACCUGCCUGAAUUGGCAUUGUCUUUCGAUAUUGCACGUCACAUCAAGCUCGCUGAUCCCGGGAGCAGACCGAGUGGCUGUUUGCCUCAGAGCCUAAGAAAAUCGCACUGCUAUGCCCGUCACUUCAUACCAUGAGACUAGAAAGUUGAUUUUACUUUUCAUUUGGCAUUCUCGAUUGCGAAAACUACUUGCGAAAAUCAUUCUCCGCAGAGGGCAUCACAAUGAUUCCAGCUUGGAUUCGUUCUUCGUCGGAGAGCCGAGCGUCACAGGAGGAGAAGGACAGCGGCUCGGUUGAGAAUCUUUUGCCUUCCUCGCUGGACGAUUACCAACAAGCUCAGUACAAAGGAAGGAGACAACAAAGGGCGGAUCGUCGCUAUUGGAUAUUGACGUUACUGAACAUCAUUCUCUUUAUCGUUUCGCUUGUCGUUCUCGCUCGUGAGGUGAACGAUGACAAAAUAUACUCCCGUGACCGGCGUUGGCUGCUGAAGCAAACAUCGUAUUUUUCCCCAGUUCUCGAGAAAUUGGACAUCAAAACAUCGGUCAAGCAAACAGACGGCAGUCUAUUCGAAUCUCCCAAUCCCUCACCCUACCGUAAUGCCCGCAGACCCGAUCCAGCAGUUGAUGCUGCAUGGGAAGCAAUCGACAACAUCCGCACAUUUCCCAUCACAGCCGAAGAAGUCCGCAAGCUCGGCAAAGACCCAGAACUCGUCGCCAAAUUCCCAGAAGAGUACGGCCUCGGCCCAGAUGCCUACGUCGCCGAACUCGAUAUAUUCCACCAAAUCCACUGCCUGAACCUUCUACGAAACAUAGCAUGGGUCGAAUAUGGCCGUUCUGAGGAUCACGGGAAGAAGCCAUACUCGGAACUGCACUGGGUUCACGUAUCGCAUUGCACGGAUAUGCUGAUGCAGACUCUGAUGUGUCAGGGCAGUUUGGACGUUUUGACGUUCAAUUGGAUGGAGACACAGGAGUGGCCAUACCCGGAUUUUUUUGUCAAUAGGCAGUGUAGGGACUUUGAUGCCAUUGUGAAGUGGCAAGACGAGCAUUCUCUUCCAUUGAUGAUGGGUCGGAAUUUGACGAGGCCUGAGGGCGCCAAGGAGAUACCCGCGCCGGCCGCCUUCUAUGAGAUGUUUGGGAAGGAGUCGAAUGUUUCUAUUCAUGAUAAGUUGUAACAUACAUGUCUGAAGUGUCUGUCGUUUUGUACAAGUACCGUUCCAGAUAUCUGAUUCAAGACCAGUGAUCACUUCUCGUGUUGAAAUUAUGAAAGACCUCGUGUUUCGGUUACUAUAGUGCGAAAUUUUCCCUGUCAGCUUUAAUGUUCAAGUGGACGAAAGUGAAUGCAAUCUGAGUGUUUAUUGGUAUCGAAAUGUAGUCGCGAGUUUUCUGGCAUGAUGAUUUUACGAGUUCGUCCGGAAACAUUAGUGAAAGUCGUCGGGUUCGGUUUUGGAGACAGCGGUAGCCAUCAAUGAGAGGAGCGUGAACCUUGGGGAGGUUGAAUCGGUGGUGCAGAGUCUUGCUCUUGGAACUCCUCGUCAGGCUGCUUCUCUUCGAUGUAGAAUCCAUCAAAGAAUUCCUCAAGCUGCUCUGCAGUAGCUCCUGCCAGAGCAAAAGUAUCCCGAUAGGACUGAUGCCGGAUGCAGUCGUAGCUACCUCGCUCCGGUCUAGGAACUGGAUCCCUCUUGUAAACGUACCCAUAUGGGAGGUAGAAGGGGCGCUGUCCUACAAAAUCCUCGUGGUCUUCAUCAGCUCGCUCUUCAGCUCGCUGCAUCGUAUCUCCUUCCUCGAGGAUAUUCAUACGGAUCUGGCCCCACCCUACGGGGGUUUUUUUACAGACACUGUCUGCACUUCUUACAGAUAUUGUCUGUAAACAGGCAUUUUAGACGGAUUUUCUGUCUGCAUUUUAGUUAAUUGUCUGUAUUUUUCUCAGCUAGAAACUCUAAU